Molecule: messenger RNA, 273 nt
Organism: Ilex paraguariensis (yerba mate)
Lineage: Eukaryota; Viridiplantae; Streptophyta; Magnoliopsida; Aquifoliales; Aquifoliaceae
Source: the annotation of a GenBank genome assembly
AUGGCUGUAGGUGGGAGCAACCCUUUUAAAGGGGACAUGCUUGUUAUUGCUGGGUCUAUGCUUUAUGCCAUCAGUAAUGUUAGUGAGAUUAGUGGGUCCACAAUGCUAAACCUGUCUUUACUGACCUCAGACAUGUGGGCCGUUCUGAUUCGCAUAUUUGCAUACCAUGAGAAGGUUAGCGGAACAAUAAAUUUAAAAUAUUUUACAACCAAAGAUGAUGUUGUUUGGAAUCAGCAUUGCCCGUCUGAGGUGAAUAUUUUCUCGUCAGGUUGA